Candidula unifasciata is the source of this 212-nucleotide messenger RNA. The record is from the annotation of a GenBank genome assembly. Lineage: Eukaryota; Metazoa; Mollusca; Gastropoda; Stylommatophora; Geomitridae.
GGACGGUUUGUGACGCAGAGAGCGAUGGUACCAUUCCUAUGCGGUGUCCUUCCAGUCCCGACACAUGUCUCUACGAUUCGAUGAUCUGUGACGGAAAGCCCAACUGUCCCCAGGCGGAGGACGAGUCAUUCGCUUUGUGUGUAUUACGUCACUGGACCUUCAGAUGGUUUCGUAAAUUUCUUCCAGCGUCACAGAGACAGACCGUGCCCUGA